This is a messenger RNA of Amyelois transitella, 1700 nucleotides long. Its product is annotated as thioredoxin domain-containing protein 9. Gene Ontology annotation, cellular component: cytoplasm. The transcript is spliced from 7 exons. Gene Ontology annotation, biological process: microtubule cytoskeleton organization. Lineage: Eukaryota; Metazoa; Arthropoda; Insecta; Lepidoptera; Pyralidae. Bases 114 to 758 code for a protein of 214 amino acids. The record is from RefSeq and is a predicted model, not a curated record.
GCGUCAUCCUUUUCUUUUUUGUCAAUCGCAAAGCUAUUAAACGCAAAGCGAAAGUCAAACAAACUUUCGGAUUUUAUAAAAUUGAAUAAAAAUCUUAUUCAGGUGUAAUCAAUAUGGAUCAAAUAUUGCAGCACGUUGCCAGAAAUGUUGAGAAACAAUUGGACAGUGAGAUUGAGAGGUUGGACGCCCUGGAGAGUUCAGACCUGGAGACGAUCAGGCAACAGCGACUCCAGGAGAUGAAACAGCGCGCUAAACAAAAGCAGGAUUGGAUCGCUAAUGGUCACGGGGAGUACACUGAGCUGGACUCAGAGAAGGAGUUCUUCGCUGUCACCAACAAAAGCGACAAUGUGGUCUGUCACUUCUACAAGAAUGGCACGGAACGGUGCAGAAUUGUGGAUAUGCAUCUGAAGGUGCUGGCCAAGAAACAUUUAGAAGCGAGGUUUGUCAAGUUGGAUGUGGAGCGGGCGCCCUUUCUCACCACUCGUCUGAAGGUGCGCGUCAUCCCCACCAUCGGGCUGGUGAAGCAGAACAAGACCAAAGACUUCAUAGUCGGGUUCACUGACCUCGGGAACCGGGAUGACUUUACCACUGAGAUGCUGGAGUGGAGGAUAGCCAGGUCAGAAGUGAUCGAAUACUCCGGAGACCUGACCGUGCCACCGGCCGAAGCACGGAAGCAGAAGAUUCUCAGCAUACAGAACAAGAAGACUGUGCGGGGGAAAUUGGACGACAGCGAUUCUGAUCUUGAUCUGAGUGAUUAGGACCCGAGUUGUGCGGUAGUGACUAUGUGUGCGGGCAGAAGUGACUAAAUGUGCGGGCAGAAGUGACUAAAUGUGAGGGCAGAAGUGACUAAAUUUGCGGGCAGAAGUGACUAAAUUUGCGGGCAGAAGUGACUAAAUGUGCGGGCAGAAGUGACUAAAUGUGCGGGCAGUAGUGACUAAAUUUGCGGGCAGAAGUGACUAAAUUUGGGGCAGAAGUAAAUUAUAAAUAUAUGGAACAAAUAACACUGAUUGAGUUAGCCUCGAAGUGAGUUCGAGACUUGUGUUACGAGAUACUAACUCAACGAUGCUAUAUUUUAUCAUACUUAUAUAGAUAAACAUCCAAGACCCAGACCAAUUAAAAAAGGUUAGUUUCUCAUCAUGCCCUGGCCGGGAUUCGAACCCGGGACCUCCGGUGUCACAGACAAGCGUACUACCGCUGCGCUACAGAGGCCGUCUAAAAUGACUAAAUGUGCAGACAGAAUUACUAUAUUUGGACUCUAGUAACUAAAAGUGUUGUGGAAUCUCUCUCAUAUUGUUGCAUAGUCCGUGGCUAUUAAGUCGAGGAUAUGCUAGAAAGUUUUGUAAAAUAAUUAUUUAACUUUUUUCGAAAUGUGCUUGCUAUAUGUGAAGUAAUGAUAAUGCAGUUUUACAUGUAUAGAUAAAACUAAAGUAGAAAUUACACAGAUUGAGUUACUACAAAUUAAAAAUUUUGAAUUAAUUAUUAUGGUACAUUUCAAAUAUCACUUAUAUAAUUGUCAUAUCUUUUGGUUUCACAACAUUGUUUGACGUCAAAUAAAUAACUUUUGGCUCUGUCUACCCCGCAAGGGAUAUAGACGUGACUAAAUGUAAUAUGUAUGUAAUAACAUUAGUUGCGCUAGAUUUUUAUAUGUGUGCAGAGUUGCAAAUUGAAAUUUAAAAUAUUAUGUUGAAUUAAUUAAUAAA